This is a messenger RNA of Harpegnathos saltator (Jerdon's jumping ant), 1257 nucleotides long. RefSeq lists its product as uncharacterized. The coding region runs from base 474 to 935 and encodes 153 amino acids. The transcript has 3 exons. The record is from RefSeq and is a predicted model, not a curated record. NCBI's taxonomy places the organism in Eukaryota, Metazoa, Arthropoda, Insecta, Hymenoptera, Formicidae.
UCGCGUUAGCGCAUGUACCGUCGUACCACCUACGAUCAGUUGCACAUUCGUUGUGCUUCCAUGGGAUUGUUGGUGUUGCGCUUCCGUUGCUCCGUGUUCUAACUGGCUUCAGUGGUUACGAGUAAUCACAGUGUUUGCCUAUACAAUAGUCGUGCAAGUGCGAUAGUCGACACACAUCGACGAAUUACGCUGUCCGUGUGCAGUGAUACGUGAUCGAUAGUGCAUAAUAGAUCGUGACGAACCGGUAAACUUCAUGCCCGCAACGUGCGACGAGCCGUCGUCCGCCUUUCCGUUUAGCAAACCGAGCAACACGCAUCGCGUCUACGCAACGGCACGCACGUCGCGGUCUGUGACUGAGAAUCCGCAGCACGUGCUGCUUUAACGUCGGCAAUUGGCUACUUUUGUUUAUCAUAUAGGCAAUCGCGUCGCGAUCGCGCAUAGUACCUGCGAAAGUAAUUAAAGAAAGGUUAGCGAUGGGUAUCUUUAGCGGUCAGCAAUGUUGUCCACAAGCGGUGCAGCACGAGGCGAUGGACAUCGACGUCCCACAAUUCUUUCGCAGAAAUUGCAAGCGGUCCUGGGAUUAUGAGCCGUGCGACGUAGAACCGAAAAGGUUUCGGCGAGAAACAGGUAACGGCCACAUUCACUAUGAAACGGAAAACACGAAGACUUACACAAUGGACCAGAUGCAAGACCCACCGUCGUCGGUAUAUUUAAGUACCACAGGCCAUAAUUACCACUCCUAUUUCUUGCCCGUCGAUAAAUCUAGUUCAAUAAGUGACUCAGGUUGUAAAUAUAUUUCGUCGAGCAACAAUUCUAAGUCAAAUAAGAGCGAUGCAGAAUAUGAGAGAAUGUUAUUUGAGACACAUGGAUGCACUGUAUACCAUCAUCAACGGACUCAAUUGUUGGAUAAUGACCAUAUCGAGACAGAAUUCUGAACAAAACGUCUGGCAGCUAACAGUUUGACAUUUUUAACUAUAUUUAUACUUGUGCUAGAAAAUUUUAUUGUGUACGCAUUAACGAUACAUGAAUAGAUAUAUUGUAAAAAUGAGAGAAUAAAAAAAUGUACAUUACUUUUGUAAAACAGUAUUUCACAGAUUCACAUAUGGAAAUUUAAUAAUAAGUCUUGACAUAUAUUUUGUAAAUCUCAAAAUAGAGACAAAAGUUUUGUAAACUGUAAUACAUUACAAUAUAACAGCUGUACUUUGUUAUGUAUUAUAGUUUUGUACGUGGACACACAAUAAAUACUUACUUUUCUAA